GUUUAAUUACCAAAUAGACCCGUAGGCGAAGAGGCGGAACAGAGGCAAAUGGAGGCGGGGAAAGGGUUAGGAAGGCCGGCGGUCGCUAUCAGCGGAGAGGUGGAACGGUUAGACGGCAGGACUCUGAGCUAUGACGAGUUUGUGGAGCGCUAUCUGAUGCCCAACCGCCCCGUCGUCCUCACCGGACUCAUGGACGACUGGAGGGCCGCAGCCGACUGGCUUUCCCCCGACGGUCGCGGCCCGAACCUCCAUUUCUUCGCCGAUCACUUCGGUAAAUCCGUCGUCCAGGUUGCUGAUUGUUCUACAAAAGAGUUUACAGAUCAGAAACGGCAAGAGAUGACUGUGGCGGAGUUCAUCAGCUAUUGGCUCAAACUUUCAUUGGAAAAAGGAAGGAGUGUCUUGUGUAAUGAUGAAAGCAAACCUUUGCUAUAUCUUAAAGAUUGGCAUUUCAACAAGGAAUACCCUGAUUAUGUGGCUUAUACGACCCCUCCAUUUUUCACUGAUGACUGGCUCAAUCUAUAUCUUGAUAGUCACUUGAUACAUAGAGAUUCAGACAUUCACCGUGAUAAAAAUGAAGCUAAUUGUGCAGACUACCGUUUUGUUUACAUGGGACCAAAAGGCACAUGGACUCCUCUUCAUGCAGAUGUUUUUAGGUCGUACAGUUGGUCUGGAAAUGUUUGUGGGAGAAAACAUUGGUUCUUUCUACCACCUUCCCAGUGUCAGCUUGUGUUUGAUAGAUACCUGAGAUCGUCAGUAUAUAGUAUUUAUGAUGAUGUCUCUGAGAAAAAGUUCCCUGGAUUUAGAAAGACAAUUUGGUUAGAGUGUAUUCAAGAACAAAAUGAGAUUGUUUUUGUACCCAGUGGAUGGUAUCAUCAAGUCCAUAAUUUGGAAGACACCAUUUCCAUAAACCACAACUGGUUCAAUGCCUAUAACCUUUCCUGGGUGUGGAAUUUGCUGUUGAGAGACUACAACGUUGCUAAGGAAUACAUAGAAGAUAUCAGGGAUAUCUGUGAUAAUUUUGAAGGCCUUUGUCAGCGAAAUCUUGCUGCAAACACAGGCAUGAACUUCUAUGAUUUCAUGAUUUUUAUCACAAGAUACACCCUCGGCAAUAUAGUUCAACUUUUUCAUCUCAAACAUGUGGAAGGUUCUCUUAACAGCUCAGUCACCAGAUCUAACCUUUUCAUCGCCAACCUGAUCUCAGUACGCUCUGUUGCCACGAAAAUGAAAUUCGCCGAGGCAUUCACUGAAGAAAAUAUAAAUAGCUGUUCGGAAGAAAAUCUGAAUGCCUUCUCUGAUAUCCAGAAAAUCAUGCAUGAGCGAGAAUUUCAGGAUCUGAGCAGUGCCUUAAGGAUGACGUAUGAAUGCAUCAACACUAAAUUGAAAGAAGGUUCACUGACAGAAAUAACACGAGACUCUGAAACUGACUCUGCUUUCUUUGAUUUCAUCACUUCGUUGGGUUCGAAAAUUCACGGUCCUGGAGAUCUAGUCGGUUUGAUCGACCGUGUUCUGGAGAAAACCAACUGCAGUAAUUGCAAUAUCAACAUUCCAUGUGAUGCUGAACCUUUUGUUGUUUAGACUUCAGAGAAGUUGCAACUUGCAGUGCAAGAUUAAGAUUUUGAUGGCUAUGGAAGAAUUAAUUUCCUAUCGACUGUUCUUGUAAUUUUUUUUCUUUUAUAUAUAUAUAUAUAUAUAUAUAUAUUUUUGCUUCUUCUUAAAAGUUCAAAGCUGUGUUUGAAGUAAAUACUAAUACUAAAUAGUGAAAACUAACAGUGAAUACUAAUCAGUAAAUAAAAGUAUAGUAGUGUUUUCUGUUCU
Molecule: messenger RNA, 1815 nt
Organism: Zingiber officinale
Lineage: Eukaryota; Viridiplantae; Streptophyta; Magnoliopsida; Zingiberales; Zingiberaceae
Product: 2-oxoglutarate and iron-dependent oxygenase JMJD4-like
Exons: 9
Coding region: 49-1575 (508 amino acids)
Biological process (GO): negative regulation of gene expression; positive regulation of translational termination; protein hydroxylation
Cellular component (GO): cytoplasm; nucleus
Molecular function (GO): histone H4R3 demethylase activity; sequence-specific DNA binding
Source: RefSeq, a predicted model, not a curated record